UUGAAAAUUUCCAUCAAGCAGAUAACUGAAAAUGAAAGUAAAAUUUAUUUUUUGGAAAUCUCUCUGACAGUUUUACUACAGAGUUGACAAAGAUUGGAACAGUUUUGGUCUGACUGACAGUUUUAGCUUACAAGAAUGGAUAACAGACGUAAAGAAAGCAAAGAACAACCAAAAAGUCAAAGUAGGAUGAGAAAUAAACAAUGGGAUCGUGGAUCCAAAGGUUUUGGUACUAUUGAAGACAAGGAAAGCAAAGAACAACCAACAAGUCAUCAUAGUGGGAUGAGAAAUAAACAAUGGGAUCGUGGAUGCAAAGGCUUUAGUACUAUUGAAGACAAGGAAAGCAAAGAACAACCAAUAAGUCAUCAUAGUAGGAUUAGAGAUCAACAAUGGGAUCGUGGAUGCAAAGGCUUUGGUAGAACUGAUGACCAAAGAGAUCAUGGAUAUAGUAAAAGGAACAGCAAUAAUUCUAGUAGGAAAUAUCAAAACAGGAGCUAUAAUGACAAUUCAGACAGGAAAUACAACGAUAGAGGGAAGGGAUCACAACAUGGAAAAUUUAAAUCAAGCUUCGGUGAAGGUACACGGAAAAUGGCACGACGUGAAGUACAUGAACAAAAGUCAGAGUUGAAGAUGAAAGGACAAAACUUAUAUCUUACAAUUAAUAAUUUUAAAGGAAGUGAAGAUGAUUUGAAAAUGUUUUUAGAGAAGAUUACGAGCCGACGAUUUCCAAUUAGUGAUUUCAGAUAUGAAGAUCAAGCUGUAUUGUGUACAGCAGAAAUGUAUAGCGCACGUCAGGUUAAAGAUGUACUAAAUGAAUUUGUAUUUCACAACAGGAAAUCAGAUGUGAAAGUUAUUGCAAGACAAGAUCAAUUGGGACGUCAGAUUCCCAUAAAUACAUUGAUAUCAGAAUGCAAUGAAAACAUGACGAGAGAGGCUAGUGACUUCAUAUCUAUACAUACAAGUAAGAUAGAGAGAAUUCAGGAAAAAAUAGACCAAAAUGAAAGAGAAGAAAAUGAAUUUACGGAGGAUUCUGAACAAAAAGAUGAAAUUAAAGCACUGAAGUCCAAACUACAAGAGAUGAAUUUACAGAAAACAGAAUUCCAAGGAUUCUUGAAAUGUACCAUAGACAAGUUAGAGAAAGUCAGAGAAUCUAAGAAGGUUGAAUUAGAACUUAAAACGAUCUACUUGGGAUUUCAAGUCGAAUGCACCCGACUAAAAAAUGCUUUACCAAUAUACGCCCGACGAUCAGAUAUUGUUUCAAUGAUAACAAAUAAUCAAGUGUCAGUUUUGUUAGGUGAGACAGGAUCGGGAAAGAGUACCCAAAUAGCUCAGUAUAUGUAUCAGACUGGAAUGGCAAACACAAGAUUGAUAGUAUGUACUCAACCACGUAAGAUUGCAGCCAUUAGUCUUGCAACACAUGUAGCACGAGAAAUGGGAACAUCAGUUGGACAACUAGUAGGAUACAAAGUAGGUAUGCAAAUUAAGCAAACACGUAAUACGAAGAUAAUUUAUAUGACGGAUCAUAUGCUCUUAAACGAAUGUCUGAAAGAUAAAAAUUUCUCUGCCUACUCGUGUAUCAUUGUAGACGAGGCCCAUGAAAGGAGCAUUUAUACCGACCUCCUUUUGGGUAUGAUAAAAAAGAGUAUAAAGAACAGACCAGAUCUAAGAGUGGUGGUUACCUCUGCAACUAUAGAUCCUGCAGUGUUUGUGAGUUACUUCGGAACCUGUCCAAUACUAUCAGUAUCUGGUCGAAUGUUUCCGGUAGAAGUGGUGUGGACAGAAGACGAAUCAUCUUUUGAAAAUCACGAACAAGCAGCAUUAGACAAAACUAUCGAAGUUCAUCAUAAUGAAGAACAAGGGGACAUUCUCACAUUUCUUACUUCCCCAUUAGAAGUGGAAAGAUGCUGUGUUGCUCUUGAAGAUGCAUUAAAUUCGGACACAGACUUUAUUUGUUUACCCCUUCAUGGACGUUUACAAGCAAAUGAACAACAGAAGGUAUUUGACCCAUCUCCAAAAGGCAAAAGGAAAAUUGUGUUUGCCACAAAUAGCGCAGAAACAUCGAUAACUAUUCCAGGAAUAAAGUAUGUCAUAGAUACAGGUGUCGCUAAGGAAAUGCAAUUUGAUCCAAAACGAAACAUAAGCAUGCUUCUUGUUAAAACAAUAACACAGAGUUCAGCAGAUCAGAGAAAGGGGCGUGCUGGCAGAACUGAUGCCGGAAAAUGUUUUAGGUUGUACUCGUCAGAAACGUAUGAUAACAUGGAACGUAAUUCUCGACCGGAAAUACUUCGAGUACAUCUAGGACAUGCGCUCCUUAAACUUAUGGAGCUUGGUGUUGUUCCUUUGGAAUUUGAUUUCGUACAAAGUCCAUCACGUGAACUACUGGACGCUGCAAUAGAAACACUAGAAUCGGUUGGGGCCGUAGUUGACAGAAAGAUAACAGAAUUAGGAAAAUGGAUCGCAAAAUUGCCAAUUGAUCCAAAAUUCGGAAAAUUCAUUCAUGACGCAAUUAAUGAAGGAAUAAUUAUAGAAGCCAUCAUACUUUCAGCUUGCUGUGCAGCAGGAGGUUCUAUGUUUUAUCGAUCAGGAACAGAAGAAGAAAAAAGUAGAGCGGAUAAACUGAAAAUAAGAUUUUGUCAUGAAGGAGGGGAUCUCAUGACGAUGAUGAAUGUGUUUAGAGAAUGGCACGAACAACCUGAAAAAACGAAAGGUGUUUGGUGUACUGAUAAUUCUAUAAACGGAAAGUCCAUUCGUGGAGUACGAGAUACGGUUAAUGAGGUUUUAAAUGUUUUGAGAAAGGAUCAAGGAACGAAGCAUAAAUUUCAACUCAAAUCACCAUCAGAUGUUGAUAACAAAUUACAGAAAAUGUUGUUUGAAACAUUCAGUCGAAAUCUUUGUCAUUUUUUAGGACACGAGAAAGCAGGAUAUCUGGUUGUAAAUAAAGAUCAACAUGUGCAAUUGUUUCCUGGAUCUUCAUUGAAAUCACUAGGACUGUUGCCGAAUUGGAUCGUUAUAGAACAAGUUUUGAAAACAUCAAAUGACUUUGCCAUUAAUGUUACCAUUGUACCUGACGAAUGGAUAUAUGAAGCGAUGAAGGAAGGAAGGAUGCAGUUAGACAUAGACAGCUUGAAAGAACAAAGAGUCGAGCAAGUUGCAGUGUUCGAUGCUGGCGAACAAGUAUUUAGAGACUUUGUUGGAGUCAAAUAUUCAAAAAAGCGAGAACUUGAAAAUCAAAUCAAGGAAAGUGGCAAAGGUAGAUUAGUUUUUCUUGAUACAUCAAAGCAAUUAGGAGAGAUAAGUUUAUAUUCGCAAGAAAUGAAACAUGUUACAGAAUUUGAAGACAUCAUCAGAGACAGAGUUGAAAAUCUGCGACAAAAAUUCAAGUAUGAAAAAAGUGAACAAUUUUUGUCUUCUGUACAGAUUGGGGUUCGAGUAGUUAUUGGAGCUGGUAUGAAUAUAGUGGAUGUCUUAAUGGCAGAUGAAUAUGCGACUAUAUUCAUUACAGGAAUACCAAAGUUUAUCGAAAAAAGGACAGAGGAAGAGAUGAUAAAUACGUUUGAAAAGUUUGGCAAAAUUAUUAAAAUCGAAAAAUUUAGAAAAAGCAAAAACAAAAAUAAUUGGGGCCGAAUUACAUUCGAGAAUAAAGAAUGUGCUAAACAAGCUGUGGUAUCAAUGAAAGAAGCCCUAGAUAUAGGAGCACGACCUAAUACCGGCUUUCAAAGCGCAGACAUUCGUGGAUUUCGCACCAAGCUACAGUGGUGCAGACGACCAUCAAAAGGUUUCGGAUUUGUAAAAUUUAUAGACCCAACAAAUGCCACGAGAGCACUAAUCACACCGAUACAUGUUGCUGGUUCAGUUGUUAAAGUAGAAUAUAGCAAAAAUGGAAGUGACGAAUUGCAUGUCAGCAAUCUAAAUCGCCUCGUCAAUGAGGACGUUCUGCGUCAUGGUUUUAUGGAUGCCUUAGAUCUUGAUGUAAAUGACAUCAAACGCGUGCAAGUCAUAAGACAAAAGGUUAACACAGCAAGAGACAUAUUAGACACUUUCCGACAGCGCCUUCGUAGAAAAGUGGAAAAGUAUGUACAGGAAGGCACUUAUGAACUUGAUUUGAGACCACCUAAGGACUCUGACUUCAAUUUUUGGGCUUUUAUCUCGUUUUCGAAACCAGAGGAAGGUAUUGCUGCAUGCGCAGGUAUCGAUCAUAGUUUUGUUAUGAGUGACCAAGUCGUCACAAUGAAAGUCGACUUGAAAACGUCCAUUAUGAUUCAGAAACUUGUGUACAAUAAGUACAAUGAAACUGUUGAUACCUUAGUGAAAUCAUUACAAAAAACUGAGCCAGUAAAUAUUCAACAGAAAGAGUUACGAAACGGCAACAUUAUCAUUAAUUUACAUUCUGAUAGUGUUGAAUCUAUAAUGAAAGUCAAGAGUGAUAUUCUGGGUGUUAUAAAAGGGAGAGUUCUGGAUAUUGAAUCACAUACAAAUAUUAACAGACUGUUCACCUGGGAUGGAAAAGAAUGGAUAAAGACCGUUAUGGAAAAGACUGACACAGCAAUCGUUGCAGACGAAAGGAUUUUGUCCGUGUCCGUUCACGGAGAGAAAGAAAAUCAACAGAGCGCUAUAGAUAUGAUGGAAGCUUAUUUACAGAAAUUGAAGACCAGCAAGUGUAAAACUAUAUUGCUAAAAGGAGAUGACAAACCCCCUGGACUGAUGAAAGAGUUAAUGUUGCGCUAUGAAUACGACUUUAAAAAGCUAGUGAAGGAGUCAGGAAUGAAAUGUAUCGAACUUGAUCAUCGAUUGCAUCUAAUAACACUGAUUGGAGAAGAUCGUACAAUAGAAGAUGCCUGUGUAAUAAUAAAUAGUGUUAUAGAAUCGAUGAUCAAAAAUCGUAAGGAAUACAAACUACAGCGAACGCACACACGUGAUUGUGUUGUAUGUUUUUGUCCAAUCGAAGAAGGAGAAAUAUACAGAUUAGAAGUGUGUGGUCAUCCAUAUUGCAAAGACUGUGUUGAGCUUCAGUUUAUAUUAAGCGUGAAAAAUAAUACGUUUCCGCUUUCAUGCAGUGAUGAAGGAUGUACGGAAUUAUUAGCAUGGAAAGAUAUAUCGAAUUUGUCUCUAAGGACCGCAGUUCCAGUAAACGACGUGGUGAGGAAAGCUACCAGCUCAUUUGUAUCGAAGCACAGGAAGGAUUACAAAUAUUGCUCAACACCAGACUGUCCUCUUAUUUACCACGUGACCGACAAGGAAUGUCUCUUUUGCUGCCCAGAAUGCGAGGUUCGUAUCUGUACAGCAUGUCAUAAUCAGUUUCACGACGGUCUUACAUGCUCAAUGGUCGAGAGUAUGAAGAAAGACGAUGGGGGUUUGAACCUAUGGAUGAUACAAAACAUUGGACGAGCAAAGUAUUGUCCAAGCUGUUCGACGCCGAUUGAGAAAAUUGAUGGAUGCAACUACUUGGUUUGUGCCGGAUGCAAUUCACACAUUUGCUGGGCUUGUUCUGCCUUCUUCGAUUCGGAUACAGAAUGCUAUGGACAUAUGGACAGAGAACAUGGUAGUUUUGUUUAGAUUUUUUAUAAUUCAGAAUUCUAUGGGCAUGGUGAUAAAAUACAUGGCAUUUGGUUAGAGUAAAACUAUAAUUGAUAAUUCAGAAUGAUAUGGAAAUAAGGAUAUAGACAAUUGUAGAAACUAUGGUAUUGUCUGUUUUGUCUUAAGAUUUAUGUUGUACCCUUGGUAUCUUCACUAUUGAUAAUGUUGUAUCAUAAUGCUUACAUAAGUGAAUAUGGAAUAUGA
This is a messenger RNA of Mytilus californianus (California mussel), 5775 nucleotides long. RefSeq lists its product as uncharacterized. The transcript is spliced from 2 exons. Gene Ontology annotation, cellular component: intracellular anatomical structure; catalytic step 2 spliceosome. NCBI's taxonomy places the organism in Eukaryota, Metazoa, Mollusca, Bivalvia, Mytilida, Mytilidae. Bases 136 to 5550 code for a protein of 1804 amino acids. The record is from RefSeq and is a predicted model, not a curated record. Gene Ontology annotation, biological process: spliceosomal complex disassembly. Gene Ontology annotation, molecular function: zinc ion binding; ATP binding; RNA binding.